UGAAGAAGCCAAUUUCAACAAAACACCAGCACAAGAUGUCCAGACAGUUGUGCUAAAAGAGGAAACGGGGGAAGAACAUCAACAAAAAACUCACCAAACAUGGAUAUGCCCUUCCUCCUCCUCAUCAUCAUCAUGUGGAUUGGCUUACCUCCUCCCUAUGGCAAAAGCCACGGAAAGGCUGAAGUACAUCUCCUUGGCUAUCCUCGUACUGCAGUGUACAACGCUGGUGCUAGCUAUGAGAUACUCUCGUGCACUAAAACAAGAUGGUCCACUCUACUUGGCCUCCUCAGUAGUGGUGUCCGUAGAGAUGUUGAAGUUUGUCACCAGCAUUUUCUUAGUCUUCAAAGACAAUGGAUUCAAUUUUCAGGCUUCGAAACAUGUGAUGAGGGAUGAGAUUAUAAAUAAGCCAAUAGAAACCUUGAAACUGGCAAUACCAUCUGGCAUCUACACUUUCCAGAAUAAUUUAGCAUUUAUAGCCCUCAGCAACCUUGAUGCUACUACUUACCAGGUGACGUAUCAGCUGAGGAUCCUGACCACAGCACUGUUUUCGGUCUGUCUGCUGGGAAAGAAACUAGGACUGUUCCAAUGGCUGUCUCUUCUCAUCCUGAUGGCAGGAGUAGUUCUUGUUCAGUGGCCAGAGGAGACACCAGGAACUUCAGAGCAAGCAGAGCUAUUGACCAGCAACCAGGUAGUUGGAUUGCUGGCUGUUCUGGCAAUGUGCUGCUCCAGUGCUUUUGCUGGUGUUUACUUUGAGAAAAUCCUGAAGGAGACACCACUGGGUGUAUGGGUACGGAACAUCCAACUGGGUUUCUUUGGGCUCAUCUUUGGUAUUGUGGUCCUUUUUGUUAAGGAUGGAGAAGCAGUGAUAAGGUCUGGUAUGUUCCAGGGAUACAAUGAACUGACUUGGAUAAUUAUUGUAUUACAGGCUUUUGGGGGUUUGAUGGUCGCUGUUGCUAUUAAGUAUGCUGACAACAUACUGAAGAGCUUUGCAAUGUCAUUCUCAAUCAUUUUGUCCUGUUUCAUAUCAUACCUCUGGUUUGAAGACUUUGACCCCGCCAGUUUUUUCUUUCUUGGCGCAGUGCUGGUCAUUGCUGCUACAUUUCUCUACGGAUUUGAUGGAAGCGUAAAGGAAUCUGGCCGUGCCGAAACGGUAUAGAAGAAGAAGCCAGGCCCGGAGCAAGAGGAAGUGGAGCACAGUAAGAGUCCUCAGCAGGGAGGAUAGAGUGGGGUCCAAGCCGAGCCGACACAGGGAAGAGGUCGGGAUAUGAAAGAGGAAAGGAAUCGGGUUGCUGAUCAGCGGGGCAGGCAGACCCUUUGAACAAAGGGAUGAUGGAGAAAGGGGAUAAUCACACAGUGACACAGUCUUCCUGUCCCCCAUUUGCAUUUAGAGAGGAGCUCUGCUGCUGUAGACAUGAAAUGCUACAUAUCAUUAUGGGACUUCUGAAAGAUCUCGGCCUUCACCACACCACGUCCAUUCAGAAUACUGCAAAGCUGAGAACUCUCACAGAUGCAUUUUGGUCAAGCGACACUGGGCCAGUAUAGGUUCCAUUAUCAGCAGCAAUUUUGUUUACCAUACCAGUGCAGUGUGAAUAUGGCAUUGAAUAUUCAUGUAGAGUGACGCCUUUAAUAUUGCGGUAUGGAUUACG
This is a messenger RNA of Engraulis encrasicolus (European anchovy), 1646 nucleotides long. Its product is annotated as UDP-N-acetylglucosamine transporter-like. The transcript has 9 exons. Gene Ontology annotation, molecular function: UDP-galactose transmembrane transporter activity. Bases 158 to 1156 code for a protein of 332 amino acids. Gene Ontology annotation, cellular component: Golgi membrane. The record is from RefSeq and is a predicted model, not a curated record. Gene Ontology annotation, biological process: pyrimidine nucleotide-sugar transmembrane transport. NCBI's taxonomy places the organism in Eukaryota, Metazoa, Chordata, Actinopteri, Clupeiformes, Engraulidae.